Triticum aestivum (bread wheat) is the source of this 1447-nucleotide messenger RNA. RefSeq names its product 2-oxoglutarate-dependent dioxygenase DAO. The record is from RefSeq and is a predicted model, not a curated record. The transcript is spliced from 2 exons. Lineage: Eukaryota; Viridiplantae; Streptophyta; Magnoliopsida; Poales; Poaceae. The coding region runs from base 50 to 1225 and encodes 391 amino acids.
CACCCAUCCCUGUCCGCCGCUCCGGCCGUCUCUCCGCCACCCCACCUCCAUGGCUUACUCCCCCUCCACCCCCUCCCCCGGCGCCGCCUUCGCCGUCGGGUCCUUCCCAGGAGCAAUCUCCGAGGACAGCGUGUUCCCCAGACCCCCUCCGCCAACGCCUAAAGGCCACAUGCCGCUCCCCGCCAUCGCCGACGCCGCGCUCACUGCUCUGUUCGACCGCAUGGUCCUCUCCCCGCCGGUUCCUGUCCUCCGCCUAGGCGCCCCCUCUCGCCUCACAAUCCGCUCGUCCGCGAUUCCGCUGGUCUCGCUCGACUCCCCUGACUUGGCCUCCCUUCGCGCCGCCGGCGACGUGGGCUACUUCCACCUCGUCGGCCAUGGCAUCCCUUCCCAGCUGCCAUCCUCUGCACUCGCUGAGCUGUCUCGCGUCGACGCGUCCGCUAUGCGCGCGUCCAUUCUUUCCACGCUCGGGUUCUCCGCGGAGGCUGAGGGAGUGGACGCCGGCGUCGAACCCGUCAUGGUGUUCGACGUCGACGAGCUGGGGAUGGACGCGCUCCCGGCGGCGCUGGAGUACGCGCGGCUGAUGAGGGAGGUGGGUAUGCAGGUGGUGGGGCUUUUCUCUGGGUCUGGUGGGGUGGGUUUCGGGGAGAAGCCGUUCGCGGAGGAGGGGGGAAGGAAGGCGAGGUGCCUGGUGUGGGUCUCCAAGGUCGGCUCCGGCGAGCCGGCGGUGCCUCCGGCAGCCGGUGACGCAAAGGCGUAUCCGUACGUCCUGGGACUCCAUUGCGAGUGGGAGCAGGAAGCCGGUGCGUCGAGCUGGGUGAUGGACGACAGCGGCGAGUGGAGGGCCGUAGGCGCCAGCGAGGGUGCACUCCUGGUCACCAUCGGUGACAUUGCUCAGGUGUGGAGCAAUGGCAAGCUGAAGAAAGUGAGAGGCAUGGUUCGCCCCACUCCUGCCCCCGGCAGCGACGGUGAAGAGGGCGGGGAGCCAGCCCGCCUGUCCAUCACCGUGCUGAUCACACUGCCCCUGGACAGCGUCGUCUCGCCGCUGCUGCCGCUGUCUGGUGCCGGCGAAGAGGGCGGCGACGUGGAGAAGGAGGAGAAGGAGGUCUCUGAAGACGGUGAUGAGAAUGUAGGCAGCUUUCGCCCCUUCUCCCUGGAGAGCUACGCGUGGGGGCUGCACCAUGAUCAGCUUGAGUCCAAGGAUCCGCUUGCCCCGUACCGCAUCUGAUUAAGCUCGUUCGUCAUGGCUCUCUAGCGUUGGAUUUUUGUUAGACAUGUUCGAUUCGUUAUAGCUGGACCACAGAUGUCUUGUGGUUGUUCUCUAGUUCUUCGUUUGCUGGUGCAUGCUGUCGUUGGCUUAUAUCUCUCUAGACUUUGAGUUGGUCAGAACGACUUUGGGUAAACCGUUUAUUAUAUUAUUAUUAUCAUUAUCAAAUAAAUAUAGUCAUUG